GCGGAUUGGUUGUUUGUGCAGAUUUGACCACCAUAACAGCGGAAGUUGAUUUAACGUGUCGCUAAAGCUCUUCAAUGUAGUGAAAUUCUUUAGAUUUUACAGAUUAUAUCGUGAAACGUCAUUGUUUUGAGUGUGUGCCUUACGAAAUUGUCAAUGUGCCGAGGUAUAGGUUAAUGUAUUCACAACAUUAACGAUGUCCGAAGAACAUAUAUGAUGUCAGAUACAGAUGUCAAUGGGUUAUUACUUCAACGUGGUCAGUUUGAAAGCUAUAACGAAAACUUUAGCUAAACUUCUUGUCGGAUCUCCUGUAAGGUUUUUUUACCCGUUCAGAGUAAAACGUUUGCCGUAAACUGUUACUGGACUAGUCCUGAAAAUGGAUCAAAUUGGUGUUUCAACAUGUCAUCAAAAUCUGAAGCAAUGUUUCCACACGUUGGAAACUAACCACAAAGCAUGGAACUCAGUGCUGACUGAAUGCACUCCUCUGGUCAGUUCGCUGGGAAACUUAGGGGAGCAAUUACGGGCCCUGGACAAUAUACAGGUCGGUGUUACUCAACUGCACCACUUCCCCGAUUUGCAGGAACGUCUGCGUUUUAAACUUCUACAAGCUGUUGAUGUUGUUUUGGGCAAAUUGACAAAUAAAAUGGACGAGCUUCAGAAAUUGCUGAAAACCCUGAGCAACCAGGUUUCUACAGUGUUCCAGUUUUACGAGCAAAACACGGAUACACUCGACUUAGCCACCUGUACCUUGAGGUCUGCCACAUCGCCAUCCAUAGCAGACAUGUUGGAGUGGCUUCAAGAUGCCAAUAGCUACUACCGCCAGCAAUUCUUGAGGAGAAAACACCUGUUGCAAGUGCUGAGACCUGAUGACCUCUCACUUGUGGAAGAGGUUCCCAAAAGAUGGGAAUCUGUUGACUCACCUGAUGGAGAGGAGCAUAUUUCAGACACACUGUCCAGAGUCUCUUUCUUUGUUGACUCCUAACAAUUACAACUCCUAACAAUCUGAACACCCUGAAGACUGGAUAAAGUCUAGGACAUCUAUCACUGUCUGUCAGCUUUGUUGUCUGCUGUCCACUCAACCUGGCUUUGAAAAGGGACAGACCUAAACAGAGACAUAGGAGAUGCAUCUGUGUUCAUCAAGAGCAAUGAAGGCUGAAAGGCUGGAGAAAUUGGACAGGAGCUCGAGCGACUCGAGCUAGGCUGCAUGGAGUGAGCUCAGCAUGGCUUUGUCUAAAUCUGACUGAAGUGCAAGCAGUCUGCCUCGAGGCUGUAGUGUAUCGAUGAACAGUUUGCAGAGGAAUGGGACCAGUAUGGUCUGGAAAUAUCACCUGGUUUUUUUUUUUUCAUGAGAAUUGCAUCUCUUAGAAAAUAAAUUACUUUGAUAUUUCCACAGAGUGGAUAGUAGUCCUUCAGAGAAAGCCAUGAUCAUUUCUUACUUUUUAUCUAUAUAACAAUUAUAUGAUCAUCAUUCUAGGAUAUAAAAAAAAUAAGUCAAAUGUUAUUUGUAUUGUCCUGUAACAACAGGGGGCAGGCUUUAGCUAAUUAGCUUCAGCCAGCCUCCCUCUGCUUGAAUGUUGGAAAUGAAUCAUGCUGUAUAAAAGCUAUUUCUCCAUAGUUUUCAUCCAAAA
Molecule: messenger RNA, 1625 nt
Organism: Clupea harengus (Atlantic herring)
Lineage: Eukaryota; Metazoa; Chordata; Actinopteri; Clupeiformes; Clupeidae
Gene: airim
Product: AFG2 interacting ribosome maturation factor
Cellular component (GO): nucleus; cytoplasm
Source: RefSeq, a predicted model, not a curated record